AAGCAACAUGGCGCUCAGCACGACGACCGAUGCAUCGGUGGAUGUUAUCGCACAAAAACGGCUCGAAUGUCUGGAGACGCUGAACGAAACCGUCGACACGGCCAUAUCGGGACUCUUCUGCCCCGGGACGUGGGAUGGAUGGUUAUGUUGGCCGGACACAGCUGCAGGCACCUCGGCGUACGCCCUCUGUCCAGGCUUUAUAUCAGGUUUCGAUCCAACGAGAUUCGCCCACAAGGUGUGCGGUGAGAAUGGUGAAUGGUUCCGGCAUCCGGAGACGAACAAGAGCUGGUCUAACUACACAACCUGCAUCAACCUGGACGACUUCGAGUGGCGGAAACAGGUGAACCUAAUAUACGAAACCGGAUAUGCCAUCUCGCUGAUAGCUAUCCUGCUAUCGCUCGCUAUUUUAAGCUACUUUAGAUCGUUGAAAUGCGCACGAAUAACGCUACACAUGAACCUGUUCGUAUCCUUCGCCUGCAACAAUUCGCUCUGGCUGCUGUGGUACCGGAUGAUACUGAACGAUCUUGAUCUCCUGCAGGAAAGCGGUGCUGGCUGCAUUACGCUGCAUCUCGUGUUGCACUACUUCCUUCUGACCAACUACUCCUGGAUGCUGUGCGAAGGUUUCUAUCUGCACACGGUGCUAGUGUCAGCGUUCGUGUCGGAGAAGAAGCUUCUCAAAUGGUUGCUAGCGCUUGGUUGGGGUUCGCCGGCCUUCUUCAUCGUUCUGUACGGAUUCCUGCGAGGCUACGUUAGUCCACCGAACGAUACAAUAGAAUGCUGGAUGAACGAUAGUUCCUUCAACAAGGUGUUCGUCGGGCCGGUGUGCAUUUCGAUGCUGCUGAAUCUGGUGUUCCUGUUCAACAUCAUGCGGGUGUUGCUGCUGAAGCUAAAGGCACCGGCCGGUCCGCAGGGUGCCGGUCCAUCGAGAACGAUUCUACAAGCCUUCCGCGCAACACUCCUUCUGGUGCCCCUGCUCGGUCUUCAGUACAUACUUACCCCAUUUCGUCCGGGCCAUGGACAUCCGUACGAGCGUACGUACGAAACGAUGCUUGCCUGUACUUCCUCCUUUCAGGGUCUGUUUGUGGCGGUACUGUUCUGCUUCCUGAACGGUGAGGUGAUCGCACAAGUGAAACGCAAAUGGCGCACCGUGUUCCUGCGUACCCGCGCCAACUCCUACACCGCGACGCAAGUGUCCGUAAUCCUACGCUAUAUCUGAGACGAGUUUUUAAAAAAAUUGAAUGCAAGUAUCUUUAUUUUCAUUUCACUAAGUGAAAACACACAAUUGACGUCCUGUUUUUUUCUUGUUUUCUUUCCUAUGAAUGAAUUUUCAUUAUUAAACAAACAAUAAAACAACCGAAAAAACAUAAAUAUGCAAAAAACCUCAGCGUUCAUAUUUUAGUCUCAUGAAAUAGCAACCUUUUCUUUCUUUGUUUCUAUUUUGUUUUAAAAAUUUCCAUUACCCACUGAGCACUGAGUUAAAUUGUUUGGUUUUUGUGUUUAAAACACUUUUUUUCUAUCAUUCUCCUAUUUCUAUUUAUGUUUUAGUGUCCAACAGAAAAGGUUUCUUUGUACACGUUUUAAAGCAAUUUAAACUUUGUUAACUCAAUUUUAUUGUUCUUUGUUGUGUACGUGCCCGUUUGUGUUUUUUAAUACUUGCUUUUAUUUUUCUGAUUCAAUUUUUAAACACUGCUCGUGUUUUGUUUUCUCUUUUUAUCAUUUUUAUUUUCUAUUUAUUCGUGCUUUCAUUGAUAGACUUUCAUGUGAUGAUCCAUUUUUUGUUUGUGUUACAUUUUUCUUAUUCGUCUCUCACGUAGGAUAAUGGCAAAAUGUAAAACUUUGUUGUAUUUUUAUACGUUUUUAACUAAUUUUAUUCCCAUUUCUUUACUUACUCGAUCCGGUAGUCUGCUCUUAGUUGUUACUCUUCUUUCACUGCUCGAUCUUUCCCGCUCGCUCACACACCCUCCCAUUGCUGUUCUCUUCAUCACUCCCCUCCCCUCUCUCUUUCUCUCUCUCUCUUUCUUUCUCUCUCUCUCUCUCUGUUUUUGUCACUAUUUUCUCUUUCUCUCUCUUUCUCUCUCUUCGUAUGUGUUUUAUGUUUGUACUGUCCGAAGUGUAAAAUAAAUCCCCAAUUCUAAUCACAGCCGGUCACCUUGCAGUUCGUCCGUUGCGGUCCACCAGUGCCCGGUGAGGAGAAGGUUUGACUAAAGGAGUACACCGACCGUGGCCCAACCAAAUCCGCCCGUAAACCGUUCUCCAACCGCACCCGGAAGCGUUCGUUGCUUCUGCCCGUUUCCUCCGAACUGUCGGACCCGGUUGCCAGCACAAUACCACGGCCGACCGAUAACGUUCGUAACCCAUGUUCCUCAGCCCUCGAUCCAUCAGCGAUCGGCACAACAACACCGUCGGCAGUAAAUUACGGUACGGCCGACAUCAAUCCCACCACCAUCGAUGCCGCUACAACCGCGACAGUUCAAAGGGUACACUUCCGGCCGGAACCGGUAGCCGAUCUGCAUCCGUUGACGGAAGGGAAACCCUCGUUUGCGGGGACAGCGACAAAAAAUGGUCACUCCCACCGACAGCCGGCAUCGGUCAAUGGGUUUCAUGCGACGAUGGACACCGAAUUUCCCGCUGACACUGAGGCACCCGCGGACGAGAUUCUUUAAGCAGGUGGCAAAACGGUUAUACGCUAGCUUUAAAACGAUCCUAUCUGUGUAGAUUUAAGUUUACUGUGGAAUUAUGCAAAACGGCCAAAAACCUGUCCUCCUAUACUGCGAUCGUUUGAAUAAACGACGCGUAUGGAGCUUGAUGAAAAGAUUUUAUACAUAUUUUUUUAUUAUUAAAAAUAAACACAACUGUUCCUGUCCCAUUGACGCUAUCGGCACCGUUUGGGGCCUGUCUGUAAAUAUUGCUUGGCUCUUUUAAUGUCGCUGUUCAUAGGUGGGUUCCAUCGGUCAAAGCAAUCCACGAAAGCACUGUCCGCUUCACUGUACGACACUGUUCAGUUGUGAAAAUAAACUUUGUGUACUUUUCUGCACGGUAAUGAUAACGAAUAGAUAAAAUUAAAUGUUACGUAGCAAAAAAAAAGAGUAAACAAAACAAAAACUGUGUAAUGGAAACUUAUCGGAUACUUUAUUAAUGACUGUGUCAUUUACUUCCGUGAAUUAAAUAAAUAAAGCAUCAUUACAACUAGUGGAAUGUGCUAAACUUGCUAAAAUGCCAAAAACAAAACGAGCACACACUUAAUAGAACUCGAACUAGAAUGGCUCGAACAGACAGAUGUAGUGUAUUAUUUUGAAAACUGUUUGUUACAACAAAACAAAAUCUAUCAAUUGUACGAAAUGGAGCGAUGGCGAAAGGAACUGUUUUGUGAGUUAAAAGUAAUUAAAUGAUACGAAAAGUUUAUCGGAAAUUGUUCCAAACAAUGCAUCACACUCAUUGGUGGAUCUGUAAUAAGAAAAUCUGUAAUUGGAGUCAUUUAAAAGAGAAAAAAAACACACACACAACUGUAGUUAAAUUAAAAGUAUAUAAAUAUGAGAUGAAAACCACGCUAAAGUUAUAGCUACAAAUGAAAUGUAAAUGUUCUGUUUUUGAUUUCUCGAAACGUUGUAACUCUGCCCGCGGAGAAUUGAAGCAAACAUGCAACAUAUGAAACAAAGUGAACUAAAGAUGGAAAAAAAUAAAUCAGAAUUUACUGUGAACUGAUA
Molecule: messenger RNA, 3704 nt
Organism: Anopheles funestus (African malaria mosquito)
Lineage: Eukaryota; Metazoa; Arthropoda; Insecta; Diptera; Culicidae
Gene: Dh31-R
Product: calcitonin gene-related peptide type 1 receptor
Exons: 10
Coding region: 8-1216 (402 amino acids)
Biological process (GO): cell surface receptor signaling pathway; adenylate cyclase-modulating G protein-coupled receptor signaling pathway
Cellular component (GO): plasma membrane
Molecular function (GO): calcitonin receptor activity
Source: RefSeq, a predicted model, not a curated record